ACCUCGCUGACGCUUAGCGUUUUAGGAGAGGCACUUCCUGCUGGGACUGCAAACGGGAUUUUUUAAAAAACGUUUUUAACUUGUAAAUGUAGCUUCAGUAGGACGCAUCCGUUCUCCCGCGUAGCGAAGCCGCUUUUAAGACAACAGGGCAUGCUUUUCUUCGACUCUUUUUUGUUGUUGUUGUUGUUGUUGUUGUGAAGAACUGAAGCCAAGAAACAACUGGGACUCUUCACUGGCAGACAGACAAGACUGUUCUGAACUCCAAUGCAAGAGCGAACGCUGCCAGCUGGUUGUUAUCGAUGCAUGUAACCAGGCCGAAGUCCUCCAAAGGGCGAAGCAGAGCGGCUGUAAACGCCUCUCUGUAUUCGGGGGACCCUGGCGGCAGCAGCACCCAGAGGCCACCCGUGUCUCCAGAUUCUCCCGUGUGCAGCAGGCCAGACAAGAGCCUCCGCUCCCAGUCCCAGCCCAUAAUGUGGCAGGCCGGCCAGCUGAGCCAGAAUGAGGUUCUGCAGAUGCUGCAGCACGCCCCCGCUGCUCCACCGCAGUCCUUAAACAAGUACAAGGUUCUGCCAUGCAUAGGGGGGAGGCAGUCAGAGGUGAGCCCCGGGACAAGUCUGGACAAAAAGAUUUCCAAGCUCAGUCUGUCUGAUGAUGCUAUCCAUCGGCCAAGGCGCAGCCACGGAGAGUCAGAUCCCCCCACAGUGAAGGGUGUGACCCAGAGCAGCAGCAGCAGCAGCUUUGAGGUGGAUAAGAGGGCUGGGGUCUGGCCUAAGCCCCCUGAUCCAGGAUCAGUCCUUACCAAAGAAGCUGGCAGUUUGCUCCUAGCUAUCCGAGCACCAUGUGGCAGAAGGUUCCAGCAGCACUUUGAGCCCACAGACACUCUGCUGACGGUGAGAGCCAGCGCAGAGCUCAUGUAUGGAGCAAAGUAUGGAGAGGCCUCCAUUGAGACCAUGGAUUUACCACGCAGGACCUUCACAGACAUGGAUGUGACCCUGGCCCAGUGUGGCAUCCGGAACAGAUCGGUGCUGUGCAUCUCUCAGAAUGGCAGUAUGGGGGAGCGUGAGUGAGCUUCGCUGAUUUUUUUGCAGUUGAAGUCUGGCAUCCUGGUGUUUAAAAAAAAAAAGAAAAAAAGAAAUCCCUCUUCCACUCAAAAAUGUGUUUCCCUUUUUGUUUCUUCUCUUGGAUGUUUGAGCUCCACUGUGCAGAAUGAUGUGUGUGUGCAGUUUGAUAACAUCAAAGGCUGUUUUCACAUUUGUGCUGCUACAGCAUGAUUUUUUUGGAGCCAACUGUGGAUCAGUAUGUUGGAGUUGGACACAUGAUAAAAGCCAAUCUUUCAGACUUUUGGGGCUCCAUAAGGUGCAUUAAAUGUGAAUGUUUUACUGUUUUUUUUUUGUGGGGAAAAAACACAUACUAAAAUUAUUAUUCAAAGCAGACUAUUUUUUAUGACAUAAAAACAUGUCUGGAUGGGAAUUUUUAAGUUCACACAAGCUUAUUUAUUGUAAACUUUAUUGACUAUAGCAAAUUAAGGUCAGUUAGGACCAUCUAUUCAUCAAACUGAUAACUUGUUUUGCUGCACUAUUGCACAGAAUGCUCACUAAAAGGUAUCCUGUGUGGCUGUAUAUAACCACGAGUUCUGUUUCAGUUAAGCUGGACUUUAUUCAAAACAGCAGGUCAUUUUUAUCUGCUGCCAGUUAUUGACUUCGAGAAGAACAUUUGAUUCAUUUGUGUUUAUAUGGCAUUUCAUACUAAAGCAAAACCAGAAAUGCCGCCGACAAACGCAGGAACGAAAAGGUUUUCUUUGUUUAUUUGUUGCCAUUUUCCACCUCUUUUCAUUUUGGUUGAUGUUCUUAUAUGCCAAAUAAAGUCUUUCAUUAGGAUGCAGAGGCACAGAAGCACAUUACUAAGUUGCUACUAUACGGUUUAAUUAAUAGUACUUUACUUGUAUACAACUUUUGCCCAGCUUUCAAAGCGUGUAAACACAAAUACAUAAAAGUUAUACCUAAAUCCUGUGACUGGUUUUAAAUUUGACAGACUUGUACAUAUAUUUUGUCACUAGCGCAGAGACAAAAAUAAAUGGUGUGCAAUGCACGCUAAACAGACGGAACAAUAGGCCUUUUCCACAGAACACAUUUGAUGCGUCGCAGUAGGAACAGGCGAGCAUGAUAUAAUAAUGAACAAAGUCCAUGUCAUUAGCAGCACGUUAUUGCUCGUCUUUCAGAGUCAAAAUGACUGCUGUGGAAAAGGCCACCUGCAAACAAUCCUCACUUUGUUCUGAGCAAAGAACUGUUUAUGAAGACUGAAAGUACCACGAUAUGACUAAAAACUCAGACACUAAAGUGCAGAGAACUUGGAGGUAACAGGCUUCUU
Perca flavescens (yellow perch) is the source of this 2367-nucleotide messenger RNA. RefSeq names its product UBX domain protein 10 (gene ubxn10). NCBI's taxonomy places the organism in Eukaryota, Metazoa, Chordata, Actinopteri, Perciformes, Percidae. The record is from RefSeq and is a predicted model, not a curated record. The transcript has a single exon. Gene Ontology annotation, molecular function: protein binding. Bases 300 to 1067 code for a protein of 255 amino acids.